This is a messenger RNA of Rhagoletis pomonella (apple maggot), 1047 nucleotides long. RefSeq names its product lipid storage droplets surface-binding protein 1 (gene Lsd-1). Lineage: Eukaryota; Metazoa; Arthropoda; Insecta; Diptera; Tephritidae. The record is from RefSeq and is a predicted model, not a curated record. The transcript has 4 exons. Gene Ontology annotation, cellular component: lipid droplet; cytosol. The coding region runs from base 250 to 1032 and encodes 260 amino acids. Gene Ontology annotation, biological process: positive regulation of triglyceride storage; lipid storage.
AAAGUUCCAGAGCUCCAAAGCAGAGUAGAAAUUGGAAAAUAUUUUCCCAAUUGAAAAUAUCAGCAGACCGCAAGUGCAGCGCAAAACAGUCGACGUUUAGCUUUCGUGAAGAAAGAUUCAAUUUAAUUUUCGAGCGGGCGUAAAAAUACGGGUACUAAGAUUCAAUUUUACGAGAAAAUAAUUAACUUUUCUAAAAACACGUCGCAGAUUAUACAUUGGGACUGAAAAACAAAAGCAGAAGUUUUCAAAAUGGCCAAUGCACCGGGCAGUAAACUGCAUCUAGAAUCUCUGGACAGAAUCGUUAGCAUUCCAUUGGUCGAGACCAGUUUCAAACGCAUCGAAAAUAUCUACGGUAAAGUCAAACAAAAUAAUCGACUUUUUAAUUGGUAUUUUGAAACUGCCGAGAUGACCAUCAGUGCCGCCUACGAAUCAGUACAGCCUGCAGUCAAACUUUUCGAAGCGCCUCUAAAGCAUCUGGAUGGCGUUAUGUGCAAAAGUUUAGACUUGUUGGAGCAGCGUAUACCAUUGGUCUAUCUGCCACCCGAAAUGAUGUAUUGGAACACAAAGGAGUACAUGUCCGAUCAUUUGGUGCGACCGGUGCUCAAGCGUGCCGACUCUGUUAAACAUAUCGGUAACACCGUCUUGGAAAGUCAACUGACCGCUUAUGCCGCACAAAGACUGGAUGAAGCCUUUACAGUGGGCGACAAAUUCGUGGAUAAAUAUUUGACACCCAUACCAGGCGAUCAAACGGACGCUCCCAUUGAUGAUGAUAACAUUUCUGGUGCAGAGAAUGAGCAGGGCGCCAUAAAGGCAAUUCAUCACGGUCGGCGAUUCUCGCGCAAGCUUAAACGACGCUUAACCCAGCGCACCCUGGCCGAGGCGCGAGCUUUGAAAAAGCAAAGUAGAGAGGCCAUUAACAUACUCAUCUAUGCGGCAGAGUUGGUUAGUAUAAUUACCAAUUGCAAAUCAAAUUUACUUGAGUAUGUUUCCAUAUGUAUGUAUUCAAAACGUAAAGAUUAUCACAAACUGUGACCCGUUAAUUGGUCC